Pan troglodytes (chimpanzee) is the source of this 2350-nucleotide messenger RNA. RefSeq names its product KRAB domain containing 4 (gene KRABD4). The record is from RefSeq and is a predicted model, not a curated record. NCBI's taxonomy places the organism in Eukaryota, Metazoa, Chordata, Mammalia, Primates, Hominidae. The transcript has 7 exons. Bases 289 to 570 code for a protein of 93 amino acids. Gene Ontology annotation, biological process: regulation of DNA-templated transcription.
GCGCGGCGCUGCGACACACUCCGACACCAUCCCGCGUUCCCAGGGGGCGGUGGGAAGCGGAAGUGCUCCGCUGACCCGGGAGGGCGGUCCCUAGUUCACACUGGCUGUUGUCAUCGGCCUCUGAGGUUUCAGGCUCUUGGCGGUGAAGGUCAGAGUGCAGACCUGAGAUCACUGCUCACCGACUUCAGACUCCAGUUUAUCUGUGCCCCAGCUUCCUCACUUAGUCUCAGAAGACUUAGGCUGAGGCCUCAGAAGGAGAUCUCCAUCCUUUGUCCAGAGCAGAACAGGAUGGCCAUGUCCCAGGAAUCAUUGACCUUCAAGGAUGUGUUUGUGGACUUCACCCUGGAGGAGUGGCAGCAACUGGACUCUGCCCAGAAGAACCUCUACAGGGAUGUCAUGCUUGAGAACUACAGCCACCUGGUGUCCGUGGGGUAUCUAGUUGCGAAGCCAGAUGUGAUCUUCAGGUUGGGACCAGGUGAAGAGUCCUGGAUGGCAGAUGGGGGGACCCCGGUACGGACCUGUGCAGAUGUAUCCAUUUUUGCCUCAUGUAUUUUGAAGUGCUGUUAUUAGAAGUCUGGCAAGUUGACGAGCAGAUAGAUCACUACAAGGAAAGCCAAGACAAACUUCCGUGGCAAGCUGCAUUCAUAGGCAAGGAAACACUGAAGGAUGAAAGCGGUCAAGAAUCCAGAACAUGUAGAAAAAGCAUUUAUCUGAGCACAGAAUUUGAUUCUCUAAGGCAAAGACUCCCUAAAUAUUAUUCAUGGGAAAAGGCAUUCAAAACAUCAUUUAAACUUUCUUGGUCAAAAUGGAAGCUAUGUAAGAAAGAAAGAUGAUGGAUGUAAAGCAUAUUGGAAAGUAUGCCUCCAUUAUAAUCUUCAUAAAGCUCAACCUGCAGAGAGAUUUUUUGACCCUAAUCAACGAGGGAAAGCCCUCCACCAAAAGCAAGCCCUUAGAAAAAGUCAGAGAAGUCAAACUGGGGAGAAACUCUACAAAUGUACUGAAUGUGGAAAAGUAUUUAUCCAGAAAGCAAACUUAGUUGUACAUCAAAGAACUCACACUGGAGAGAAACCUUAUGAAUGCUGCGAAUGUGCAAAAGCCUUCAGCCAGAAGUCAACCCUCAUAGCACACCAGAGAACUCACACAGGGGAGAAGCCCUAUGAAUGCAGUGAAUGUGGAAAAACCUUUAUCCAGAAGUCAACUCUGAUUAAACAUAAGAAAAUUCAUAUGGAGAGAGACCCUAUAAAUGCAGUGUCUGUGAGAAAGCCUUCAGUAGGAAGUCAACUCUCAUUAAACAUCAGAUAAUUCAUAUGGGAGAAACCUUAUGAAUGUAAUAAAUGUGGGAAAUCUUUUAGUGUUAAAUCAACUCUCAUUGUAUGUCACAGAACAUAAAUGCAUAAGUUGCAUGCUAUUGUGAGUAGUGUGAUGAAAUUUUGCACUGUCCUGCUCUUUCCUGCUCAGGAUGCAAAUCAGUGAAUCUUUUUUUUUUUUUUUUGAGACAGAGUCUUGCUCUGUCAUCCAAACUGGAGUGCAGUGGCACAAUCUUGGCUCACUGCAACCUCCGCCUCUUGGGUUCAACCGAUUCUCCUGCCUCAACCUCCCAAAUAGUUGGGAUUACAGGCACAUGCCACCAUACGCAGCUAAUUUGUAUUUUUAGUAGAGACAGGGUUUCACCAUGUUGGCCAGCCUGGUCUUGAACUCCUGACCUCAAGUGAUCCGCCUGCCUCAGCCUCCCAAAGUGCUGGGAUUACAGGCAUGAGCCACUGCACCCGGCUUGAAUCAUCCUUUUGUCCAGUAUUAUAUCCAUGCUGUAUAUGCUACCCGCCCACUAGUCCCUUAGCUGUCUCAGUUGUCAGAUUGACUGUCAUGGGAUUGCAGUGCUUGCAUUAAAGCUACCCUUAUUGUAUAAUGACCCCAAAGUGCAAGAGUAGUGAUGUUGGCAAUUUGCAUACACCAAAAAUAAGUUAUAAAGUGCUUCCUUAAAGUGAAAUGGUUAAAGUUCUUGACUUAAUAAAGAAAAAAAAUGUAUGCUGAGGUUGUUAAGAUUUACAGUAAGAAUGAAUCUUCUAUCCAAGAAAUUGUGAAGAAGGAAAAAGAAACUUGUGCUAGUUUUGCUGUCACAUCUGAAACUGCAAAAGUUGUGGCCACAGUGCAUCAUAAGUGCUAAGAUGAAAAAGACAUUAAAUUUGCGGAUGGAAGGCGUGAAUAGAAAUGGGUUCUGACAGCAAUCAGGUUCGGUACUAUUCACAGUUUCAGACAUCCGCUAGGGAUCUUGGAACAUAUCCCCCAUGGAUAAGGGAGGAGUACUGUACCUUGUCAUAUUGUGCAUUAAAGAAUUCAUUGAGUGGAAUCA